This is a messenger RNA of Centruroides sculpturatus (bark scorpion), 1439 nucleotides long. Its product is annotated as homeobox protein SIX6-like. Gene Ontology annotation, cellular component: nucleus; transcription regulator complex. The coding region runs from base 93 to 923 and encodes 276 amino acids. Lineage: Eukaryota; Metazoa; Arthropoda; Arachnida; Scorpiones; Buthidae. The record is from RefSeq and is a predicted model, not a curated record. Gene Ontology annotation, molecular function: DNA-binding transcription factor activity, RNA polymerase II-specific; RNA polymerase II cis-regulatory region sequence-specific DNA binding. The transcript has 2 exons. Gene Ontology annotation, biological process: regulation of transcription by RNA polymerase II.
AGCCAACUGACACCGUAUCUUUUUCCCAUAACUCCACCCCGCCGUCUCGCCACCGGUUCUAAUGUAAGGAAGACAACACAUAGAAAGAUCUUAUGGCUCUGAGCAUCGGCGCUGCUCCUUACACACCAAUGUUCGUCUUACCUACGUUAAAUUUCACCAUAAAUCAAGUUGCAGCCGUUUGCGAGACCCUCGAAGAAAGCGGUGACAUCGAGAGACUAGGAAGAUUCCUCUGGUCCCUUCCUGUAGCUCAUCCUAAUUGCUCCGAACUAAACAAGAACGAGUCGGUACUUAGGGCUCGUUCCCUGGUAGCCUUCCACACCGGAAAUUUCCGUGAACUUUAUCACAUUCUAGAGAAUCAUCGAUUCACCAAAGCAUCCCAUGCCAAGUUACAGGCCAUGUGGUUGGAGGCCCACUAUCAGGAGGCCGAGAAGUUGAGAGGUAGGCCCCUAGGACCGGUAGACAAGUAUCGAGUUAGGAAAAAGUAUCCGUUACCCAGGACGAUUUGGGACGGAGAACAGAAGACUCACUGUUUUAAGGAGAGGACAAGAAGUUUGUUACGCGAAUGGUAUCUUCAGGAUCCAUAUCCAAAUCCUACUAAGAAAAGGGAAUUAGCUCAAGCAACCGGUCUAACCCCGACUCAAGUUGGCAACUGGUUCAAAAAUAGAAGACAGAGAGACAGAGCAGCAGCCGCUAAGAACAGAUUGCUACAACAACAACUACAACAACAACAGAAAUCAAGUACUGGAAAUCAACCGUCAGUAAGCAACAACCAAAAAUCAAACGUCGACGAUAACGAAGCGACAAAUGGAAGUUGCGGUUCUUUUACUUCUAGUAGUCAGGAUCCAGGAAGUCCUGCAGCAGUGUCUACAACAUCAGGAUCGAGUAGAUGCUCUUCACCACAAAAUUCUCACAACGGACAAUAAUUCAUUGGAUGAAUACUGUUAUUUUUGUGAAGACUAUUUAUACAAAAAAAAAGGAAAAAAAAAAUAUUACAUAUAAAUAUAUAUAAAAUGAGCUCAUGUACAGAAUUGUGUUCAGUGUUGCUAACAAAAAAAAAAAGAUAAAAAAAAAUAAUAAUAAUAAUAAGAGUGCAAAUGCAUUUUGGUGCAAACAAAAACAAAUAUAUAUAUAUAUUAUACAUACAUAUAUAUAUAUUGUUGUACAGUAUUGUUAGUGUCUUUGUUAAUUUGCGUUUUUUAUUGGUUAUACAUGUUAUAAAAAAAAGUAUAUAUAUAUAAAAAAAUCCGAAUUUUAUGUAAUUUCCAAAAUUGCAACUAUAUAAAAAAUAACGCAGCAAAAAUAUAUUAAAAAUAAAAAAAAUCUUUGGCUUCUUUUCUGGUUGUUACGGGUUUGUAUAGGAUAAUUGGUGAUAUAAUUGUACAUAUUGUGCUAUUGUUUAAAAAAAAUAGCCUAUCAGAUCAUUAAACUUACAUUUAAAA